Molecule: messenger RNA, 5924 nt
Organism: Paramuricea clavata
Lineage: Eukaryota; Metazoa; Cnidaria; Anthozoa; Malacalcyonacea; Plexauridae
Source: the annotation of a GenBank genome assembly
AUGGCAGAAUCAUCAGAGACUUCUGGACCUUCUGGGUUAAACGAAGUGAGGGCUACUCUUCUAAAAGUAGCCGAGCAAAUUUCUUCAAUAAACUCGUCGAAUUCAUCUUCACCGACAAUGAGCCCAUCUAAUUCUUCAUCAGGUAAGUGUAGCUUUAAAAAAUAGCUUUGUCAAAUCCAGACGAUAUAUAAUAAUAUGCAAAAAUAUUUAGUAUCAUUUUAUUAUUAUUAAAAAUAAAUUUGACUAUACUUACAUAAAUUGAAAUACAUUUACAGUAAAGCAAAUUAUAGUCUUAAAUCGAGAUUUUAAAUGCUUUUUACUAUAUUCUACUAGGAGCAACAUUGAGAACAAACAGCAGUUCUUCCCGUACUACCAUGCCUACUACAUCACAGCAGCAACACAAUAGCAGCGCCAUAUUGCAGGCCAUACAACCCAACAGCUCAACCAUGUCAUCUGCAAUUAGUGAGCAUAGACGGCUUUUUAAUUUCAAUAAAAGUCGUUGUUCAACUAAGGGCAAAGCAGCAUCAAAAAAGAAGGAAAAGCAACCCACAUGCAAGUUAAAGUUUGUUUGUCUUGCUGCAACAACAGCCACAGCUCCUCCUUCCAAUGUGAAAGACAAGACAGAUCUAUGUAAUGCAGGCUUGGGAGACUGCACAUUACUGUUAGACUUAAAUGAGAGCAGUGUUUAUUUGUAUGAGGAAAUUUUGAAAAAAUUCCCCCAGCUUGCUCACACAGGAGGAUAUGAACUCUCACUUUAUCAAAGAGGGGGUGGUGUCAAUGGGGGCUUUCAUGCAAUUAAACCUCCACUGACAACAAUACGUUUGAAGGAUAUCUGUGCUCUAGCCAAAAUUUAUAUACGACCACUUCAAACAGACAUUCCACUUCUUGACGAGGAAACCCAAGAAGAGAACAAUGAGGUGAGAUAUCUGAAACAGGGGUGGAUUUAUAGGGGGGAGGUGCACAGGGGUGCACCUGUUGGCCUUGGUCAACAUGGGUGCAAGGGAGGUGCAAAAUUUGGUUUUCCUUUUUUGAAGUCAAACCGAAGCUCAUAAUUCAAUGGCCAUGUUGCAGGAACUGACAUUUCUAGGGUUCUAAUUUUCAAUUUUUUUGGGGAGCAUACCCCUGAACCCCCUAGGGAGCUUGCACCUUCUGUGUGUGAGUCAUUAGAUAGCCAAUUCAUUUGAAUGCUUUCCCACCACCCCCUAAAGAAUUAUAAAGAAACUCAUGUUUGCUCACCCAGCACCCCCAUAGAAGAACCUUGCUGGAUCUACCCUUGUAUCUGAAUAACAAAUGUAAUGAUUGACUGAGUCUGUAUGAGGGCUCAAAUUAGAAAAAAAAUAUGGCCUGCCAGUCUAAAAAAAUUUUUGGCAGGUGAAAAAAAAAUUUAGCCUGCCAUUUUUAUUCACUCAACUGCCCAAAUGGUGAUGUUUCAUAUUGAGUCAUAUUCUAAAAACCAAUGUUUUAAUGAUAUGCAUUUUUAUCAUUUUUAAACUUGUCUAUUUUACUACAGUAAACUUGGAUUUACAUUUCAAAUAUAACAUAUUUUAAUAGUCAACUAAAUGAUCUCGUAUAUAUGCAUGAGUUAUAGUAUGCAAACAAAAUGAAAUAUAUCUGUAGAAUUUCACCUGCCAUUUUUUUUUUACUUGGCAGUUCAGAUUUGUUUUUGCCUGCCAUUUCUAAAAUAUGGCUUUGCUUUUGGCCAUAUAUUGGCAAUUAACCUGCUAUUUUGAGCCCAAGUAAAUCACCAACCCUUCUCCGAUCAAGUUCAGUGUAAUAAAAAAGUUUAGUUUUAUAUAUAUAUAUAUAUAUAUAUAUAUAUAUAUAUAUAUAUAUAUAUAUAUAUAUAUAUAUAUAUAUAUAUAUAUAUAUAUAUAUAUAUAUAUAUAUAUAUAUAUAUAUAUAUAUAUAUAUAUAUAUAUAAAUAUAUAUAUAUAUAUAUAUAUAUAUAUAUAUAUAUAUAAUAUAUAUAUAUAUAAAUGCCAAUAUAUAUAAUAUUAUAUGGCAAUAUAUAGUAUUAUACUGUAUGUAAUUUAAUUUAAUUUAAAAUGAACAUGCGUCCACAUGCCUGCAGGCACAGAUUUUCUGGGGGGGGGGAGAGAUGCACACCCCCCAGAAAUUAUUUGCACCCCCAGAAAUUAUUUGCACCCCCCAGAGGCAUUUGGCACUGCCUCCAAAAGUUUUUGCACCCCCGCAAAUUCUAUAUAUUUUGAUUUGAUAGUUUCAUAUUUGAUUAUUCUUACUACUAAAUUUGUAAAAUUACCAAUAUUAUGGUCUCAUAUCUUGCCAUGCAGGCCUAGAAAACAAAUUUUGUUAAACUUUUUCCUUGGCCUUUCCGGGUGUUGCCACCAGGCCCUGGCCAAAGCAAGCAGCAGCACCCCCCCCCCCUCCCCCCAGAUAUUUAUCCAUCCCCACCCUCGAAUGAAAAUAUGAAAAUCCGUCUCUGCAUGCCUGUGGAGAUAAACUAUAGGCUUAUUAAAGUUCAACCUCUUGGAAAGAAAAUUAGUGUUUUUAUUUUGUUAAUUAAUUAAUAGUUUUAUAAUUUGAACAGGUAGAUUUUGGUGAGCCAGUGGUAACAUGUUUCAUUUGUGGUAUGGUGAUUGGAAUGUGCAAAUUAAAAGAUCACCAGAAAAGCCAUACUAGUGAGUCACCUCCAAGACAAAAGGUACAAUAUGUCAUUGUGCAUGUGUGUUUUGGGAAUGUGUAUUUGGGUUUUCCAUUCUUAAUUAAUUACUUUACAUUCUGAAUUUUCUAGAGAAAGAGGCAUGAUCUUGUAAACCCCUUUCUCAGGUACAGGUAAUUUGUGUAUUUGACUAUUGGUACACCUGGAACCAAUAUUUUAUAUUGUGAGUGGAACUUAUAUUACUAAUCAUAAAACUAUCCCUGGAAUCCUUAUGGAAGGUGGCAUUCUGGGACAAGCAGACAAGUGAACCUGCAUGCAUUUACCUCAAUGCAUUUUAGUUGCCAUCCAUUUUUGUAUGCAUGGGGUAAUUAUAUACAUAUUGGUUUGCCAUGCUCAAGACAACCAUUUCAGUCAUAAUAAGCUUGUUACCAUCAUAUCAAGAUAAUCAAAAUGAAUAGAGGGAGAGUUGCUAAUUUCCACAAAUGAAUUACUUGUAGACUAUUAAUGUCUAUUAUAAUUAAUUUGUCUUAUAAUCCAUGUAGUAUUUUAACAAAUGGGUACAAUAAAAGUGUAUUGUAUUGAAUAUAUAUAUAGCAACUGUGAAGAAAUUAUGAAUAAGAUUUUUUACUUCACAGAAUGGUGCUGGCUGCUGCUUUUCCAAAAUUGGUAGCUGUUUAUACCAUAACAAAAUGUUAUUCUAACCAUAUUACGUUUUCCCAUUUUAUACAGUGAUUCUGAGACUGAAAAUGAUAGAGAGGGAGAUGGGAAUCUUAAAACUGACAACAGUGAGUCGGAUACUAAAAAUGAUGUGGAAAAAAUUCUAAAUGAUGUUUGUCCUGAUGCAAGUACGUCAGAAAUAAAAGUUGCUUUACAAGAAUGCAAUGAGGAUGUCAAUGCAGCUGCCCAACAACUUUUAGGUAUGACAGAUUAGAGUAUUUACUGUAUAAAUUAACGUGAAAUCGAAAUGUUCAGCUGCAUUAGUUUGUGUCAAGGUAAAGAAUUUUAAGAAUCUAGUCAUUGGUAUAGUAUGCAUGCAUGAUACUAUAUGCUAAUGAUGUUAAUGAACCACAGUGAUAUCACACUGUAAUCUUCCUGCAUCAUGAGGUGGAUAGGUUGCACUGCAAAUAUUUAAGGAUCCUGUGAGAACAUGAAAAAUUAUCUGACUCAAAAUGGAGUUGAAUAACCAUAUUAUAAGUUACUUACAUGUUGCUUUGUCUGACUAUGUCUUAGUUAGCCAAUCCACAUAUGAAAUUUAUAAGUGUCAAUUAAUGCAGUGCGUGAUUUGUUCAAAGAUUCUAACUAAAAAAUAAAGACAGAUAGCUGCCGUUCUGCAUGGCAAAUUUGCCCUUUUCAAUUUUCAUCAGUUCUGGAUAGAAUCAAUUUCCAGUGAACACUUGGAGGUUGAGAAUGCUAUGAGACACUUAAGUUGCAGUAAUCACGGACUACAGUAUUGUCAAGACAAUGAGCAUUCCAUCAGAAGUUUUAAAUGAUGACUAAAAUAGUAGUGAAAACGUAUGAUUAUAAAUUUGAUUUAAAUAUAUAAGUUUUUCUCAGUUUCCAUUAUCUUUUAAGUUACAGUUAGAUACUAUCCUUCAACUUCUGUAUAUAACACUUUAGGAAUUCCCUUAAUUGUUAUUGGUGAUGGAGAAAACAGACCAGAGUCUUCCGCAUCAUCAAAUAUAGAUACAUGUAAUCCAAUUUUCCUGUCGGAUUUAACCCCAGAAGCUGCUGUACUUGAAUUUCAAAAACAAAAAAUUGAUGAAGAUCUUCCUAAACAACGAUUUACUGUGUGCCGUGUUGAUGGUAAAAGCGAAUUAAGGAGAGACAUAAUUAGUAUUUACAAAAAACCUGAUUUGAAGCUAUGCGCAGUUCCAAGGGUAAGAUUUGAGGAAGAGGAUGGCGUUGGCAGCGGACCUGUGAGAGAAUUCUUGGUUCUUGCCAUGGAAGUUGUGGAUGAAGGGAUUCCCUCUGGCUCAGGACGAUCCAAACCUUUGAUAUUCUUUGAAGGACAACCUGAUCACCGAUUGCCUAUUCAUGAUCAAUCACUUCGAUUAACAGUAACUUUUAAGGCGUUGGGUCGUAUAAUUGGUCACAGUAUCCUGCACGGUGGUCCUGGAAUACAUGGUUUGUCACCUGCUGUUAUACACAUUUUAACAUCUGACAGUGAGACCUACCAACCUCCUCCAAUUGUCCCUGAAGACAUAGUAGAUAUUGAUUUACGCCAGAUGAUAGUACAUCAUGUGAGUAUAAUUAAUUGUAAAACAUUGUCAUUGUGGGAGCAAAAUACUUGUUGCCUCAUUUGAGUGCAAUAACUCUCGUCUGUACAUGUAAUCACUAGCUCAUUCUCCUUUUCCCCCUCUUGUCAUUUCAGUUGAAUGUAACAUCAACCAAAGAAUCCCAAACCCUUGUCACAGCUUCGGAGAAAGAAUUAUUGCAAUAUCUUUUGGAAGCUGGCAUCGAUCCAGAUACGUUUCCGACUAACCGUGAAUUGGUAAUCCAAGAACUAAUGAUGUUUCAUGUUAUUGACAAAAGAAGACUUCAAUUAAAUGAUAUUGCAAAAGGUAUGUACUGUAUAACGAUCAUACAUAACAUGUGAAACUUUAAUUUACCCUUGUUAGUAUUUUUUAUAACAGUCAUUUUGAUAUGUGAUGUAUUUUUUCUGUGUUGGUGUUAUGUACAGUACUCAGGUGAAUAUGAUGCUUGGGAACUUACUCUGAGUGUAUAUCCACACUGGGCAAGCUUUAAAAAUAUGCCUUGCCACGGUGGGAAUCGAACCUACAACGUUUGGAAUACUAGCCCAAUGCUCUGCCGAGCUACUGUACGCGGCGUCAGGAACUAGACUCGGUUCCCACCGAAAUAUCACAUACUCAAACCGACCUGACUGCAUAGCUCAGUUGGCAGAGCAUUGGGUUAGUAUUCCAAAGAUCGUAGGUUCGAUUCCCACCGUGGCCAGGCAUAUUUUUCAAACAUUGCCUGGUGUGGGUAUACACUCAGAGUAGUAUCACAAGCAUCAUGUGAUGUAUAUUUCAGAAUUAACCACCACUGGCGAAAUUAGAUGUUAAUACCAAAGUUCACUAGAAUGACAAUAUUAUCCGUGUGAUAUUUUUUGCAUUUCUUGUCAGUAACUUGGUGAAUCAUAUUGUACAAAUUAUUUCAAUUACUACAGGAAUGGAUGAAGUUUCCCUGACCACAUUUGUCAUAAAAUGCUCUUCCUUAUCCAAGUUGGUGUUUCCUGAAGAAAAUGAAAGGAUAAUUAAAGCUAGAGAAGUGAUCAACUGUUUGCUUUUUCAAGAAAGAGAAGAAA